AUGACAACUAUAAAGGACCAAGAUGGAAGUGCUAUCCAUGAAGUGCUUCUGUUUGCACACUGCAAUGGGGGCAAUGGGACUUGUGCAAUCAUAUUGCCCAAUUCCCCGCUGCCAGAUAUAAUUACCAGCACACUUAUGCAGACAAAUCCCAUCUGCUACAAUGAAAGUAUUAUAUCUGCCUUCAUCCAUAUACUGAAAGAAAAAGCUCCUAGACUGGCUACUACAAAGAUUCAGGGGACAAUCUUCCCAGCUCCAAAUUUUGACCCUGUUCUGGAUGCCCAAAUGCUGGGUGGAGCUCUGCAAGGAACAGAUUGUGACAAAGAUAUACUGAUUGAUAUUCUAACACAGCGCUGCAAUGCACAACGCCUCGUGAUUGCUGAAGCUUACAGUAAUAUGUACAGCAGAGAUUUGCUGAUAGACCUGAAAGAGAUUCCCUCUCAUCACUUCAAGGAUGUUAUGGUUGGCCUGAUGUAUCCACCGGCAUCCUAUGAUGCCCAUGAGCUGUGGCAUGCUAUGAAGGGAGUUGGCACAGACGAGAACUGCCUAAUAGAUAUAUUAGCUUCAAGAUCAAAUGGGGAGAUCUUCCAGAUGAAGGAGGCCUACCUAAUGCAAUAUAAUAGUGACCUUCUACAAGACAUUUACUCGGAGACUUCUGGACAUUUCAGAGAUACACUUAUGAACCUUGCUCAGGGAACAAGACAAGAAGGAUACGCAGAUCCCGCUAUGGCUGCGCAGGAUGCCAUGGUCCUGUGGGAAGCAUGCCAGCAGAAGACUGGAGAACACAAAAACUUGCUGCAGAUGGUUCUGUGCAACAAGAGUUACCAGCAGUUGUGGAUGGUUUUUCAGGAGUUUCAGAAUAUAUCUGGGCAAGACAUAGUAGAUGCCAUUAAUGGAUGCUAUGAUGGAUACUUUCAGGAACUACUCACAGCAAUUGUUCUCUGUGUUAGAGACAAAGCUUCCUAUUUUGCUUAUAGACUUUACAAUGCAAUUCAUGAGCUAGGAUUCCAUAAUAAAACAGUUAUAAGGAUUCUGGUUGCUAGAAGUGAAAUAGACCUGAUGACUAUAAGACAACGGUAUAAAGCAAGAUAUGGGAAAUCACUGUGCCAUGAUAUCAGACAUUUUUCUUCCGGCCAUUAUGAGCGAGCUUUACUUGCCAUCUGUAAAGGUGAUGUUGAAGAUUAUUAAAAAGAAGAAAACAGCGUUGGACAUGAAGGGCAAAACAGUUACAGACUGAUUCGAGAAAAGAAAAUAGACAUCUAAGCUGUUCUGAUUUUUCUUUAUCUACUACACUUGCCAGUGUGAU
Pogona vitticeps (central bearded dragon) is the source of this 1303-nucleotide messenger RNA. Lineage: Eukaryota; Metazoa; Chordata; Lepidosauria; Squamata; Agamidae. The record is from RefSeq and is a predicted model, not a curated record.